Molecule: messenger RNA, 948 nt
Organism: Pipistrellus nathusii (Nathusius's pipistrelle)
Lineage: Eukaryota; Metazoa; Chordata; Mammalia; Chiroptera; Vespertilionidae
Source: the annotation of a GenBank genome assembly
AUGGAAGAGAUGUCAGGAGAAAGUGUGGUGAGCUCAGCGGUGCCAGCGGCUGCUACCCGCACCACUUCCUUCAAGGGCACGAGCCCCAGCUCCAAGUAUGUGAAGCUGAACGUGGGCGGGGCGCUCUACUACACCACCAUGCAGACGCUGACCAAGCAGGACACCAUGCUGAAGGCCAUGUUCAGCGGGCGGAUGGAGGUGCUCACCGACAGCGAAGGCUGGAUCCUCAUUGACCGCUGUGGGAAGCACUUUGGUACGAUACUCAACUACCUUCGCGACGGGGCUGUGCCCUUGCCGGAGAGCCACCGGGAGAUCGAGGAGCUGCUGGCAGAAGCCAAGUACUACCUGGUCCAGGGCCUGGUGGAAGAGUGCCAGGCAGCCCUGCAAAACAAAGAUGCUUACGAGCCUUUCUGCAAAGUUCCUGUUAUCACCUCAUCCAAAGAAGAACAGAAACUUAUAGCGACUUCAAAUAAGCCAGCCGUGAAGUUACUCUACAACAGAAGUAACAACAAAUACUCAUAUACCAGCAAUUCUGACGACAAUAUGUUGAAGAACAUUGAACUCUUCGAUAAGCUCUCUCUGCGCUUCAACGGAAGGGUCCUGUUCAUAAAGGACGUCAUCGGGGACGAAAUCUGCUGCUGGUCCUUCUAUGGGCAGGGCCGGAAGAUCGCCGAGGUCUGCUGUACCUCCAUCGUCUACGCCACCGAGAAGAAGCAGACCAAGGUGGAGUUCCCGGAGGCCCGGAUUUAUGAGGAGACGCUGAAUAUUUUGCUGUAUGAGGCCCAGGACGGCCGUGGACCUGACAAUGCGCUCCUGGAGGCCACAGGCGGGGCGGCGGGGCGCUCCCACCACCUGGACGAAGACGAGGAGCGGGAGCGGGAGCGGAUCGAGCGCGUGCGGCGGAUCCACAUCAAGCGGCCGGACGACCGCGCCCACCUCCACCAGUGA